CCGGUCGGUGGGCGGGGACGGGACGUGUUAUCUGUGCGACGGAGCCUGGAAACGGCGGCAGUGGCCGGGUGAGAUGCCGAAAGUGAAGCGGAGCCGCAAACCUCCCCCCGACGGCUGGGAGCUGAUCGAGCCCACCCUGGAUGAGCUGGAUCAGAAAAUGAGGGAGGCUGAGACAGAGCCACAUGAAGGAAAGAGGAAGGUAGAAUCACUAUGGCCCAUCUUCAGACUCCAUCAUCAGCGAACACGUUACAUAUUUGACCUAUUCUACAAGAGAAAGGCAAUUAGCAGAGAGCUUUAUGAUUAUUGCAUAAGGGAGGGAUACGCUGACAAGAAUCUAAUUGCCAAGUGGAAGAAGCAAGGCUAUGAAAACCUGUGUUGUCUUCGUUGUAUUCAAACCCGAGACACCAACUUUGGAACAAACUGCAUCUGCAGAGUUCCCAAAAGCAAGCUUGAAGUGGGGAGGAUUAUUGAGUGCACACACUGUGGAUGCAGAGGUUGCUCUGGUUAAUUUUUCUUUUUUGGAUGAAGUGGAUUUUAGUCUACAUACAAUCAAUUUUAUUUCUAAUCAAGAAUAUAUGGACCAUAGCAAGAUGUUCUGUAAAUGCUGUAGCUCGCUUCUAACAAACAUCCUUUUUGGAAUGGAGGGAAUUAAAACUUUUUUAAAACUAAAGUUUGUGAACACUGUAUAAACCAACAUGAACCCAACAUUGCAUACAGACUGGUUGGACAACAAGUUCCGCAGUCUGAAGCACCCUCUUACAAAAGGUAGGGCAGUUUGAUGUGAAUGUAAUGUAACAAUUGUACUUGUAUGUAAUUUAAGUUUGCAAGCAAUAAGUUACUUGCCCUGCAGCAGGUGAGUCACUUUGGUCUAUUUAGUUAUGUCAUACCAGUUACAUCUACAUUAGACUGUCCUAUUAUACAACUGUCCUUGAUAGUCCUCUGGAUUUUCAUUUGUCGAUAAUCCUUUUUGAAACUGCUUAUUGAACUGUACUGAAGCGUACUGCAAAAUAAAGUUCUUUUUGUUCACCUCCCUAACUGAGCUUCUGGAAAUAUUGGUGAACUUGAGUAUUAGAAUUUUCAAAUAAUUUUUAGGGCACAAAUUGAAUAUUUUCUUUUGUUUUGCUUGAAAUAGACUGUUGGAAUUGCAAGUCAAAUGUUAUACCAUGUGAAGCAACUAAAGCUGACCAAUAGGUUGCCAAUCCUAUUUAUUUUGUAUUUUAAUGAGAACUUUUGUCUGUUAUAUGCAGAAAAAUUCUUGAUGACCGUGGGUCUGUACUCAUAAAGGCGAAGGAUAGAAUUGGAUGGCUUUGGUAAUAAAGUGAAGAUUUUAGCC
Pristis pectinata (smalltooth sawfish) is the source of this 1333-nucleotide messenger RNA. It is a transcript of the gene bud31, whose product is annotated as BUD31 homolog. Gene Ontology annotation, cellular component: spliceosomal complex; nucleus. The coding region runs from base 74 to 508 and encodes 144 amino acids. The record is from RefSeq and is a predicted model, not a curated record. NCBI's taxonomy places the organism in Eukaryota, Metazoa, Chordata, Chondrichthyes, Rhinopristiformes, Pristidae. Gene Ontology annotation, biological process: mRNA splicing, via spliceosome. The transcript has 4 exons.